GAUGGGGACCCCGUGGUCCUCACUGCGCCUGGUUGGAGACGCUGCAAGAUAUGGCUGCCAACCGAUGUCAGUGGCGAUCUUGACUGUUGUGGAUCAAUGAACCCACUGAAUUGGCUCGCUUCUAUCAACGAAAAUCGUCAAGAAAACGAGCCAUUCGAUACCUCACUGGUUUUGCCGCUGACUGUUGGGUUAGGGACUGUUGUUGUGAGCGUCCUUCUCGGUUACCGGGGUGGUAUCCUUGGAAGCUCGAAGAGGUCUCUUAUUAGCAAGUCGAUCAAGGAGUCUACAGACAUGGUUAGCUCGUCACGCGACGCGGUCAAACGUAAAUCCACCAAGUCGACAAUGAAGCCGAAGCCGUCAUUGUCUCAUACCUCCGAAUCAAAGCCUCAGGCAACGGUUGAACCCACUCCUCAGGUUAUCGCCCCAGACGUAGCCCAGGGCUACGUCCAGUCACCUCCAAUCUUAUCAAAUCAUGUGCUAUCAAGUGUUGCAGCACAAGAUCACCCGAAUCAUCAUAACAAAGGACCCUCGCCCACUUCCUUCAAUUCUGAUAAGCCGAAAUUAGAACCUUCUCUCCAUAAACCAUCACCUCCUACAGAGAAUAAGAAAUCCAAAAAAACAAAGCGACUCACGAAACAGGAGCCUCCACCUGUAUCUACACCCGAAAUAGAGACUACCGAAACCGAUACCACAUGGGUGACUGUGAUUCCUAAGAAAGUCAGGCCCCCCACAGUUGGUUCAUCCAACGAGUCUUCUCAAGCUGCCGCAUCCCUUCCCUCAUCCACCUCUAGUGCCAAGAAAAAGACCAGAGAACCUGUGAUCACUGAAGAAAGCCGCACAAAUGCUCCAGUUCCACCCAACCAACGGUCAGAGCCUGUCGAAGCCGAAGUAAUCGUCCCCUCUCCAACUGCCAGAUUAACGUCUGUUCAACAAACGAACCCAAACCCCGCCGCAUCGCAAACUGUUGCUGAGGCAAGCAAGGUGAAACCAUCAUUAGAAACCCAACAGGUCAAGUCCGUAAAGCGUGGGGAUGAACCAUCGUCAAAAGUUACCCGACCCUCGGACCCCACACCAGCCGUACCCACAUCGUCUACUGUCUCGUCUACCCCUAUGGCAGGGACCGAUGAGACAGAAAAACUGACCGCAGCCUACGAGGAUAUCCUACGUCGGACGCUUGGCAGUGAAACUGUUGACAGUGUUCGUGGUCUACUCGGGUUGUCCGAGUCCUCGGCUAGUGGGCAAACGCCACCAAUUUCGAAGUCGCUCGCCGCAGCUACGCAUUUGCCGGCGGCAAAUGAAUUGUACACACGUCACCUGUCUGCUCAAGUCGAGGCGAAGGAAGCCGAAUGCCAGUCAUCUGGGCUGUGGUCGGACUAUCACUCCCGAUGUCAUGAUCAUUCAUCUAGCUACAAUUUCGAUGCAGUUUCGUUGGAUUUCGCUCCACGCUAUCAAAUCGCGUCUUUCUGCUCCUCUCACCAGUUGCUUCGAAGUGAGGUCAUUCACCUGCGUGAAGAAGUCAAACGAAUCACUACCAGCGUUCCCCAACCCUGUCCCCGUCCGUCUGUUCAUGUGGAAACCAUGACGGAGUUGCAGGUUGAAGCUAAACCCGAGCCCAAGCUUGAUUCUACCCCAACUCUCGUCAAAGCAUCCAACCCACAACGAUCUCAAAGUCCUGAUUCAGUGUUGCUGCGAACGCUGCAAGAUGAAAUAGCUCGUCUGGCCAAAGAGAUUACUCUGUCACAUCAACGGAACGAAAACCUCGAAGCACGUCUGGCCACGACAACAAAACAAAUGAAUGUGGCCAAACGUGAAUCGACCCAACUUGCGAACUCACUGCAGAAAGAGUUGACCGCACAAACCCAGCGAGCCGAUCGAUCGGAGGAGCAGCGGGCCCAAAUCGAAAUACAGCUGCAAGACCUGAUCCAACAGAGUGAAAUACAACGCCGAAAAAAUGAGGAGAAUGAACACGUUUCCGCACAGCAACUUGAACGCGCGCGGUGCGAGUACAAUACGCUGUUGACUCAAAAAGAUCAAUGGGACCAAGAACGUGCCAGUUUGCUAUUGGAUAAAGACCGAUUAACUCAGGACUUUGACCUGCUCAACGCAAAACAUAAUGCUAUCGUCGCUGAAAUGGAUUCUGUGCGGAGAAACGCCGAAGAUCUUCGACAACGACUUCAAGAUGCGGAGGUUCGAGUCCAAUCGUUGGAUCAUGACCGUACGGCCUCCCUAAUGGAGUCGGACAAGAAGCUGACCCAACUGGAGUCGGAGUUGGUCGAACUUCGCGAGCGCGAACAAGAAGCCAGAACUCUUCAAGCAGCUGCAGAGUCUACAGUAGCGACCUUGACUUCAGAGUUGAACCAAGCGAACGCCGUACUGGCUUUACAAAGUCAACAAUCAGCUGACGAACGAUCCAAGGUUGUCGACUUGGAAUUGGCCCUGAAUGAGGAACGUGCCAAACGGGAACAGUUUGAGUUCCACCUGGCCGAAGCUAUGCGAACUCAUCCAGACUCAGUCACGCAGCCGGUUGUUGCCGAACCCCGAGCGUGUGUGGAUGCCACAACACAAGCAGAUCCCGAGCCUUCCACUGAGUACGAACCUUCCGAGACCGUUCGAGAACCCGUGGAAGAACCGGUGAUGCAGUCCAUCGUGACAGCGCAGGUGGAUGAGACGGAGCACAAGUUCACCGACUUGGAAGCCCAAGUCGCCCACUACAAGUCUGCGUUGGAUGUCACCGAGACCAUGCUAUCGAAAUUGCAAUGUUCCGUGGAUGAAGAGGAGCAUCGGUGGCGCGAGGCCCUGGGAGCUUCGAAGAUGGAGUGUGAACUUUUGGAACUGAAGAUUGCCAAGCUUGAAGCCACUGUAUCCACGUUAACCGGAGAACGUGACGAGCUGAAUAAGACGAUACAAGAACUCCAAAUUGACCAUCAGUUUAAUUUGGCACAGGCAGAACUCCAGUCUAUCGACGAACAGCGAUCUAGUGCGCACUCGAUUUCCGUUGCCCGGAUUAUGGACACCGUGAGCUACGAUGAGAAUACACCGAAGCCAGACCUUAUUCGACUACUUAAUCGAUUCCGUUGUCUGGUUCAGAUUGAACAUGAGACUUUAAAACGCGAACAGGCCAAUUGUGCUCGAUUGCGGUCGCAACUGUCGACCCUCGAGCGCCACACACAUAAUGGAAAUUCCAACUCAACCACAUUAACCAUGCAACCGACUGCCAUUGCCACCCAACCUUUCAGUGAUCCGCCUGAGGUUUCCAAUUACGAUGCUGAAAACCUCGCUGGCACCGCUUCCUCGUCUAACGGUAUGGGUCACAAGUUCCCUCAUUCAACAAAGCUCCAGGACGCGGAGGCCAACGGUGUUUCCAACAGACUUUCACCGCAAACGUCUCCCAAUGGCCUCGGAUGCGAACUGAAUGGCACCUCCGGAUAGAGUCAUUUCAUGUAUACCAGCUGGACACCCUAUCACUUCAUCAUUUAUACUCCCCCGGCUCAGUUCCCCCUACCCCCUAUACCCCAGCAACAUUGUCUUCAGUUUGCAUUCAAAAGAUCGCUUCUGGAACUUCAUUUCUACUCUCUCUGCGUACGAUGAAUUUCAUCCUUGUGUUGAUCGCACCAAUGUAUUGUGAAGUGCAACUGAUUCUCCUUUACUGCCUUUGAGUAGGAUGUUUCUGCCAGUUCACUAAACUACUAGGGCUCUUUUGAUGAACGGACACUUCCUUUUUCUUCCUAGUAUAGGGCACAUCCUAGCUUGUCCCACAUGUUUUUGUCCCUUCCCACGAUUCGACGCAAUCAGAUCAACUGUGUUAUCAAUCUUUCUGCCUCGAUCAACGCUUGAAGCGCAGAAGAGAAUGCGUGCUUGGUGUGUACAUAAACAUAUUCUUACACGGUGACACAACUCAUCCAAUCAGCGGCCUCCGUGGAAUCCGAAGCGAUCAUUACUUCGUCUCGUGUUUUUUCUCUUUGAAAGGGGGUCCGUGGUCCUCCAACAACAUGCAAUAGAUGUUUAUCAUACGGGUGCAUUGUUGUUACGCUAAACUCUAUUUUUCCUCCACCACUGUCUUGGCUUAUCUGUCCCUACCUUCGGUUCUCGAGAGCACACAAACCUUCCCUGUAAAUCGUGCCUUAGACACCAGUUGCGCCCGCAUUUGGCUCGUGUGUGUGCCCGCCACCACCACCACCCCACCCCCUGUUCAACCGAACUUAAUCACCGGUGGUCGCAAAAUUCGGAACUAAUGUGCCAUACUGGCUGACAUCCCCGUCGCCAGAUGAUAGUAUUGUUUUUUUUCCGGGUCUAAUUUGAUUGCCCCCCCCCCCCACCCCGUUUCCCGUCGGAAUCACUUCUGUUCAUUUCUGGCGCUGUUUUGAUUGGCAUCGUUUCUUCUCUUCACAAAUCUCUUUCUAACUGCAGUCUUUCUAACAAGAUGACUUUACUUUGCAUCAAAUUCGCGUACCAACACAUCCACCCGAAACGGCCUUGUGUUUGCUGAUUAUCUGGUCAGUCAGUCGGUGGUCGUUCUUGUCAUGUGUGUGUGUGUGUGGAUCGGUGAUCUACCACUCUCCAUUUUGAAGUCGAAUGCAAUAUUAACUGGUUCAUCUCCUCAGCCUCGCUGACAACAAACAAAAAUCAUGCUGUUU
Molecule: messenger RNA, 4634 nt
Organism: Opisthorchis viverrini
Lineage: Eukaryota; Metazoa; Platyhelminthes; Trematoda; Opisthorchiida; Opisthorchiidae
Exons: 15
Source: RefSeq, a predicted model, not a curated record